UUUUUAUUGCUAAUUUGCAAUACUUCUUGUAUAAAUGGGUAAAUAAAGCCCCAUUAGUUCGUACUAUCCGUAUUUAUGUACGUAUGUAUAAUGUAGCGACGUAAUUGCUUGAAUGUUUUUGAAUGUGCAUGGCGAUAAUUACAGAGAUCUGAGAAUAGAUGUCAAUCAUAACGCUGUCAAUCAAUCAUUGGUUUGGAAUUGCACGUGUUCUGUUCGACCGCAUUCUUCGUUUUCGGAAGUUGUUAUGUAAUCCAAGCUGAUAAACUUGCCUUUUUUUGAAUUGUGAUCGGAAAAUAUUUCUUUCAAACUAAAGAUUUUCUAUUUCAUCGUGUUAGCUACGCCCUUGGGAACCGAGAUCGGAGUAUAACUAAACUUUAGGGUUGUCGCUAUGAGCUCAGCCUCAGGCUCAGCCAUAAAAACGAGUACCAAGCGAGGGGCAAGUAGCUGUCCUCAAUGCCAUGCUACUUACUUUAACCGAUAUAAGCCACCGAACUGCCCAACGUGCAACUACGAUCUGGGUGGCACAUAUAUUCCAAGAAAGAAAGCGCGUUUGGCAAUACCAGAAUGCACUGAAAUACUUAAAGGAGAAAUGGCAAUAUAUUCAUCAAAGACCAGCUGUCACGACGACAGAUGUUUGCUGGUGAUUGAAAAGAAUGGAAAAAUUUGUCAUCACCCAGAGUGCAAGGACAUGCGGGCUGUUCUAGUAAACAGCGACCAACUGGCAAGUUUUGAAUGCAAACAUCUGGAAAAGGUGAAGAACUCCAUUGAACCGCUGGCAAAAUACAUCAACUUCCCGGUGCUGGAGGCAUAUCCGUGUGAUUUAACAACAAAAGCUGCACUGACCGAAGUAAAAACGACAUGCGGCGAACAUUUACCCAUUGCAGUUCAGGUUUCCCCAACAAUGUACUGCGUUUUUGGAAAGCCGACAGCUAACAACCCAGUUGGAUACUGCCAUGUCCGAGUGACGGAGACCACUGUGCGAUGCUGUUCGAAAGAUUGCAAGAUGAUGAUAGGAAAGAGCAAACAACUGAAAUCGAAGUGUCUCUGCAUUCACGUGCAUAUGCUCCUGUGCUUGGGUAUUGUCAAGAAAGAUUCACCUGCGAUGGGCAACGCCAACGACGAACCUACGCACAAUGCCGUCAACGCCGAGAAUGAAGACCACCAACAAGUUUCGGAAAGCCUGUCACGCUCAAAUACAAUUGAGCUAAACAUGAAACGUUCACUGCCUACUCCCAUUCCAAAAGAGAUCAUUUGCAAACCAGGAGUAAUAGAUUCGUCACCUGCUGGGUGGCCAGAAAUCCUUGAGCCAUCGGAAACAUUAUGUGGUUUAUGUAGUAGUCCUCUUGGGGAAGGGAAAGCACACCAUGGUUCUAGAGGGAAAUCGUAUUUGUUGACGGAGUUGAAUCCCUUUAAAGAGAUAAAAGUUCGCGUGAAAAUGUGCACCAACACUAACUGCUCAGCAAUGAAUCAAAUUUUCCCGUAUGAGCUUGGUCUUUUCAACAUAAGCGACAAGAUUCUAGUCCCGUUUCAAAUUUUGCUGGAAUGGAGAGAAUUAUUUAGAAAAGGAGUUCCAAUCUCAAUAGCGAUAAUAAGCAAACUUAAUGCGAUGGCAGAAAGGGCUGCAGAGCCGCCUGAACGAAAUGUAAUUGAAAACUUGGCAAACUACAUUUACAAUGGCUACUACUGCUUCGAGGCUAUCACUGACCGUGAUUUAGAUUCUGUUGUAUGUGGGAUAUGCGGUGUCAUCGGAAAUGUGUACUUUGGCGAUGGAAAUGAAAAAAACUGUUGCGGUAUUGGCCAGAUAGACUAUACGCAACCAGAAAAUGUAUCUGAAAGUUCGCCCCCGACAUUGGAACCCUUUUUAAAUAAAAUAAAACGGCGGUGGGUAGAAAGCACCUCAUAUACGAAAACAGCAGAAAAAUUCAAAGUGCACGUGGCUGAUAUCCCACCUGUAAUUGCUCCGUCAAUGAGAGGCACCCGCCUGUAUAACACAGAGCUACAGAAGAACAGCACAUUUCUGAAAGAGAAUAAAAGCACAAAAGGUGAUCCUGCAUUACUGCAUUCCAUUAUUCGAGAAGGAAAAUUGGAUAUGACCAAGUUAAGAGAGCUUGAUGAAACAUCGCUGAAGUCCUUUUGCCAAGAUUGUCGAAUCCCAAUCGGGGGAAGUCAAUGGUGA
Molecule: messenger RNA, 2176 nt
Organism: Dendronephthya gigantea
Lineage: Eukaryota; Metazoa; Cnidaria; Anthozoa; Malacalcyonacea; Nephtheidae
Product: HMG domain-containing protein 3-like
Exons: 6
Coding region: 389-2176 (595 amino acids)
Source: RefSeq, a predicted model, not a curated record